AUGUCCGACCCUUUUGGCGACCCUUUUGGUGGUCCUGCUCCCGCUGCCGCCGACGAUGUUUUCGGGGGUUUCGUCCGGCGGCCGAGCAGCAGAGACCAACUGAUUGCGGAUGCAGUACGGUUGAUGGACAAGCCGCUCCGUUUCCGAGUAGAGAAGUGUAAAACCCAGGCUGGAAUUUUGAUGCAAGUCAUGCAGAAGGAUGACGAGGUGGGCAGCCGGCGGAUAAUGGUCAAAGCCGCGUACCCCGAAGUUGCAGCUGCAGUACAGAAAGAGCAGCGUUGGGUCAUGCAACUUCAAUGCGUGAAGCACAUUGUCAACCCCCUGAACACCACCAACGAUCCCAUGAACCCCGUGAUAGGCCCCCGGUGGAUGCAGCCUUACUUUUACAUGGAGUUCUUGGAAAAUGGCACUUUGAAACAGUUUCAACAACGAUUCACGAUUUCCGGGCGCACGCUGCCGGACGGGACGAGGGAGACACCCGUAAUGCCCAACAGACUUCUGUGGUCCAUAUUUCUGUGCUUGAUAAGAGCAUGCGUCGGAAUGGCUUGGCCUCCUCUCGGGCCCGUGUUGCAGCUAGAGUUUCCCCGUGAGGAGGAGCCCCUGAGACUUGCGCAUAGUGACAUGCAUCACGAUAAUUUGAUGUUUGGACCGCUCGAGCCCCAGUUCGAUGAGCACGCUCGCGUGCCAGUGAUGAAGCUGAUUGACUUUGGAGAGGCCAAGGAACGGCCGCCCGGCGACAGCGCU
Anthostomella pinea is the source of this 744-nucleotide messenger RNA. The record is from the annotation of a GenBank genome assembly. NCBI's taxonomy places the organism in Eukaryota, Fungi, Ascomycota, Sordariomycetes, Xylariales, Xylariaceae.